Marmota flaviventris (yellow-bellied marmot) is the source of this 5212-nucleotide messenger RNA. The record is from RefSeq and is a predicted model, not a curated record. Lineage: Eukaryota; Metazoa; Chordata; Mammalia; Rodentia; Sciuridae.
GGAACCGGGAACCGAAUCAUCCGGAACAGAACGCUGGAGAGGCCGGACUCAUGGCGGGCGAUGUGGGUUCUGAAGUUCAUUUAGAAAUUAAUGAUCUAAAACUCAUUUCACAAGAAGCAGACAGUCCUUCUGACAGUGGACAAGGCAGCUGUGAAACAACUAGGUCCUUGAGUGAAAAAGAUUCAGAUGAAGAAAUAUUUGUGAGUAAGAAACUGAAAAGCAAGAAGGUGCUACAAGACAGUGAUUCUGAAACAGAAUACACAAAUGUCUCUCCAGAAAAAACUACCUAUGACAGUGCUGAGGAAAAUAAAGAGAAUUUAUAUGCUGGAAAAAGUGGAAAAAUUAAAAGGGUUUACAAAACUGUGGCAGACAGUGAUGAAAGUGAUAUGGAGGAGUCUUCGUAUCAGGAAACUCUUGAAACCCAGGUGACAUCUUGCUUAGAACUGAGUCUCCAAUCUGGAAACUCUGUAGAACUUACCAUCGGUAGAAAGAUUUCCAAAAAGCCCAUAUGUGAUAAAGAAGUAACAGAAGGAAAAACAAAAAUAAAAUCAAAGAGAAGACUUGAGAAAGAGGAGAGAAAGAUGGAAAAAAUUAGACGGCUAAAAAGAAAGGAAAUAAAAAAUAAGGAAAAUGAUAUAGAACAUUCAUUUAAUGACAGUGGCUGUCUUCUUGCCGAUAAAGACCUUUUUGAAACGGGUUUGGAGGAGGAAAAUAACUCUCCACUGGAAGAUGAAGAGUCAUUAGAAUCAAUAAGGGCAGCUGUGAAAAACAAAGUGAAAAAUCACAAGAAAAAGGAAGCAUCUUUAGACUUGCAACAAGAAGAGAGUGAGUUAUCAAAAGGCAUCAUGAAGAAGGAAAGAAAGGCAGCCAAGUUAAGUAAGGAAGCAUUAAAAAAACUGCAUAGUGAGACUCAGCGCCUUAUUCGAGAAUCUGCACUUAAUCUUCCGUAUCAUAUGCCUGAGAAUAAAACUAUUCAUGAUUUCUUCAAACGUAAACCCAGGCCCACCUGCCAGGGAAAUGCCAUGGCACUUCUGAAGUCAUCAAAGUAUCAGCCAAGCCAUCACAAAGAAAUUAUAGACACUACAAAUAUAACUGAAAUGAAUGGUGACCACCAUAGCAAAGAUUCUGAGCACACAACUGGUGCAGAAUAUGAAAGAGAAAUUAAUGCAUUUACUGUGGUUUCAAAAGAACCUGAAAUCACUACUCGGUCAGAUGAAGCUUGCAGUAAAGAUCUGAUAAGAAGUGAAGAAGUAGCAGUUCUGGAGAAAAAGAAGCAGAGUGAUGCUAGAUCUUCACCUGGGGACAGCUCAGUGUCACAGGAGGAAAGCAGCCUCCUUAGGAACAAGGCCAGUGAGGAGUAUCAGAUUGGAGGGCUAGUGGCAUCUGAAUCUCAUGCCCUGGAGGGAGUAGAUGACCUGAAACAGACUGAAGAAAUAGAAGAGAAAGUGGAAGAACCCAUGCAGCAAACUAAAUCGGCAGUUGUGCCACCUGAAAAAGUUCGAAAAUUCACUCUGGAUAGACUUAAGCAAUUAGGAGUAGAUGUUUCCAUUAAACCACGGCUGGGUGCUGAUGAAGAUUCCUUUGUGAUACUUGAUGAACCUGGAACCAACAGAGAACUGGAAGCCUUAAAGCAGCGUUUCUGGAAGCAUGUUAAUCCAACAACCAAGCCCAGGGCUGGCCAAACAGUGAAAGUGAACAUCAUAGUGAAAGACUUGAGUACUGAUGGAAGGGAAGAGCUAAAGGCAGAUGUGGUACCUGUGACUUUGGCAGCUGAGAAACUGGAUGGAGCAAGCCACACAAAACCAGGUGAAAAGUUGCAGGUGCUAAAAGCUAAACUGCAAGAGGCAAUGAAACUCCGAAGAUUUGAGGAGCGCCAAAAGCGCCAAGCAUUGUUUAAAUUAGAUAACGAAGAUGGGUUUGAGGAAGAGGAGGAGGAGGAGGAAGAAAUGACGGAUGAGUCUGAGGAAGAUGGAGAAGAGGAGGAAGAUGAAGAGAAAGAAGCUGAGGAAUUGGAGGAAGAGAAAGAAGAACUGGAGGAGGAGAAGGAAGAAGGCAAUCAGGAGAACGCAGAAUUCCUUCUUGGUAGUGAAGAUCUAGAACUCAAAGAUGAGAAAGAAAUGGACAAAGAUAAUAUUGAUGGCGGUAGUGAAAUUGGCAAGUCCGUCGAUCUUCUUUCUGUUCCCAAGCCUCUCUCAUCAGAUUCUACCUUACUUCUAUUUAAGGACAACUCUUCCAAGAUGGGUUAUUUUCCUACUGAAGAAAAGUCAGAAACAGAUGAAAACUCAGGAAAACAGCCCAGUAAACUGGAUGAAGAUGAUUCAUGUUCAUUGUUAACAAAAGAGAGCAGCCACAAUAGCAGCUUUGAGCUGAUUGGCUCUACAAUUCCAUCCUAUCAGCCUUGCAACAGACAAACAGGUCGAGGGACCAGUUUUCUCCCUAUAGCAGGGGGAUUCAGAUCUCCUUCCCCUGGGCUAUUUCGAGCCAGUUUGGUCAGCUCAGCUUCUAAGAGUUCAGGGAAACUGUCUGAGCCUUCACUUCCCAUAGAGGAUUCCCAGGAUCUGUAUAACGCCUCCCCAGAACCUAAGACACUUUUCCUAGGAGAAGGAGACUUCCAGUUCUGUUUAGAAGAUGACACUCAGAGCCAACUGUUGGAUGCAGAUGGGUUCUUAAAUGUUAGAAACCACAGAAAUCAGUACCAACCUUUGAAGCCUCAGUUGCCAUUGGCCAGUAUGGAUGAGAAUGCCAUGGAUGCCAACAUGGAUGAAUUGUUGGAUUUGUGUACUGGGAAGUUUGCAUCUCAGUCUGAAAAAUGUCAAAGCAGUAAGAGUGACAAGAAAGAGAACAUGGAGGAACUUCUAAAUCUUUGCUCUGGAAAAUUCACUUCUCAGGAUGCCUCCUCACUGACUCCGCUGGAAUUGAGUAAGCAGGAAAAGGAGAACAGCAUGGUUGAUCCAAUGGAAGAAGCGCUUGCUCUGUGCUCAGGUUCUUUCCCAACGGACAGGGAGGAAGAAGAUGAAGAGGAAGAAUUUGGAGACUUUCAGCUUGUCCCAAAUGAAAAUGAAUUUGAUAGUGAUGAAGAGGAACACAGUGACUCUGGUAAUGAAGAUGAUGAGGAAGAACUCCUGAAGCAAUCUGAGAAGUUGAAAAGGCAAAUGAGAUUGAAGAAAUACCUGGAGGAUGAGGCAGAGGUGUCAGGAAGUGACGUGGGAAGUGAAGAUGAGUAUGAUGGGGAAGAUAUUGAUGAAUAUGAAGAGGAUGUAAUUGAUGAAGUACUUCCUUCUGAUGAGGAAUUGCAAAGUCAAAUCAAGAAAAUACACAUGAAAACAAUGUUGGAUGAUGAUAAACGAAAACUACGUUUAUACCAAGAGAGGUACCUUGCUGAUGGGGAUCUGCACAGUGAUGGUCCUGGGCGAACGAGAAAAUUCCGAUGGAAAAAUAUAGAUGAUGCUUCCCAGAUGGACUUGUUCCACAGAGACUCUGAUGAUGAUCAGAUUGAAGAACAGCUUGAUGAAACAGAAGCCAAAUGGAGAAAGGAGCGUAUUGAACGAGAGCAAUGGCUUCGAGACCAGGCACAGCAGGGGAAAAUUACAGCUGAAGAAGAAGAAGAAGAAAUUGGGGAAGACAGUCAGUUUAUGAUGCUAGCCAAGAAAGUUACAGCAAAAGCACUGCAGAAGAAUGCUAAACGCCCUGUGGUUAUUCAGGAAUCAAAGCCUCCACUCAGUGAUCCUUUUGAAGCCAUCAAACCUGGAAGUGCUCACCAGCUGAAGACAGGCUCACUGCUAAACCAGCCCAAAGCUGUGCUUCAGAAACUGGCUGCUCUUUCUGAUUGCAACCCUAGUGCUCCCCGAAAUUCAAGAAACUUUGUCUUUCAUACACUUUCUCCUGUCAAGGCUGAGGCAGCAAUGGAAUCAUCUAAGCCUCAGGUAAGGAAAAGAGGUCCAUCGUUAAUGACAUCCCCUUCUAAGCGCCUCAGAACAGAAGAUAGCACCCCAGGAAUGAAGCGAAGCAUCUUCAAAUAUUUAGAAAGCUAACACUAUAAAGGAUGCCAACACCUAUGCUGAGACUAUUUUGAGAAGUUUCUGUCACUGAAGGUUGGAAUUGAUGCUCAUACUGAUGAACUCUCCUUCCUUCAUAAUUAAUGCAUUAUGAUUAUGAACAAAGAUUCCAGUUUUUCUACUACAUGGCUCUGGACAUCUUUUCCUUUUCCUAAUAUUAUUUCUUGGGUUGCCCACUAAUCUUAAUUCUUCAGUGUCCCCAACGUCGACAUAUGUAAUAUUUGAUUGAAGUCUUACUUCCUUCAUUAAACAUUUAACAUUAUAUUCUAGCAGCUUCUUGGGUUGACACCUCUUUGAUAGAGGUGGUUGGAGGAGGAAGAGGGGGAGGAAGGAAGUAUAAUGCUGCAGAAAAUUACAGAAAGUGGCACAAAUAUAAGAAUGAUUCCUUCACACCUGCAGAUCCUUACCAUGGUGACCAGGACUCAGUGAAGGAGAGACUUAAACUGAGACCUAGGAAACAACAAAUGGACUCUUGUAUUAGGCUUGCCCCUUCCGUUUUCCUGCCAAGGCUGCUUCAAAUUUCUAAAUGACCUUUGUUGCCUUUAUAAUAAGGACUUAAACUGGUAUAGAUUCUAAAAUACCUUACCCCUAAUUUUCUUAGGUGUGGAAUGAAGAUAAAGAGUUGCACCCAGUGUCUCCCUAUUAGUCUGUGGAGCACAGAGAUUUCUCCUGGGACUAAAUUCUCAAUUUGAAACACUGUUUCUCAAGGACCCUCCUUCUUUUAUCUGACAAGAAGAAAUAUAACCAUUAUUUAUCGCAUCUCCUGGGUUGAGCAUAAUGCUCUGACCAUUCAGGACAUUUUAAUAUGUCAUUACUAAUGUUGAGAGACCACCAUGGAGUUUAAUAAAAAUGUCAUUAAGAGAAUUCCAUCAUUCCCCACUUCCUUAAGUUACCCUGGGGUUCUCAGAAGUUUAAAUUGACUUUUCCCUCUCAAACCUGAACAUUAGUGCUGCUUUGGAUAAACAUUCCAUAUGAAUGUUACAGUUUCAUUCAGGAGCUGGACUUGGGAAAUUGGAUGAGAUUGUUUCGGUUUUUUAUUUGGAGAUGGGGAACACCAAUUUAAGUGAUGAAAUUAGGGUGUGGGUUUUCUACAGUUUUUUAAUACUCAAGAUUCUGUCUUUAACAGAAUUCAUGUUUGUAUAUUUGUAAUCUUGUAA